GUGCCUCUUGGGCCUCCACACAAGCAAAAUGUCAACAAUUAGUAUUGUAUGUACUCAAUCAUCCACAUUGACUAACUGGUGCGCAUUGUGGAUGCGAGCGAGCGAGCGACAUGGGAUGCUUCGCGUAUAAAAUGUGCUGCAAAUUGGGCAAAAGGAGUACUCAGCUUUGAUCAUUACAUCAGCCCAUUCAUGGUCAUGGCGAUCCCGUUGCUUCUUGCCCAAUUACUCCUACUGGCAGUGGCACUAGCAGCGGUGCAAGCGGCGCCGGGCUUGCACCCCGUGGUCCUGGUGCCGGGCUACGCCACCAACGAGCUGGACGCGCGGCUCACCGAGCUCUACCGGCCGUCGUCGCCGGGCUGCGGGGCGCGCAAGGGGGAGGGGUGGUUCCGCCUCUACCUCAACUACUCCGCCCUCCAGGACCCCGGCAACGUGCCGUGCUUCGCGGAGCAGAUGAGCUCCGUGUACGACCCCGCCGCCGACGACUACUCCAACGUCGCCGGCGUGGAGACGCGCGUCCCCUUCUUCGGCUCCACCCAAGCCUUCCGCUACCCCGAUCCUGAUCGCAAGAAUUUCUCCUACAUGAGCACGUUCGUGGAGCGGCUGGAGAAGACGGGGUACCGCGACGGCGAGACCAUGUUCGGCGCGCCCUACGACUUCCGGUACGCCGUUGCGCCGGUGGGGCGCCCGUCCAGGGUCGGCGACGCCUUCUUCCGGGCGCUUAAGAACCUAGUCGAGAGGGCGAGCGGGCUCAACGGCGGCAGGCCGGUGGUGAUCGCCACCCACAGUUUCGGCGGCCUGCUGGCGCACCAGUUCCUCAUCCGCCAGCCGCUGGCCUGGCGCCGGCGGUUCGUGGGGCGCUUCGUGCCCAUCGCCGCCCCGUGGGGCGGCCUCGUCCGGGGAAUGCAGACGCUGGUCUCCGGAAACAACCUGGGCCUGCCAUUCGUGGACCCGCGCGCGCUGCUGCGGCAGGGCAGGAGCCAGCAGAGCAGCCUGUGGAGACUGCCCAGCCCGGCCGCCUUCGGCGCCGCGACGCCAUUGGUGACCACCAAGAGCAGGAACUACUCGGCCGGCGACGUGGCGGACUUCCUCGUCGCCAUCGGGUUGGGCGAGGCCGUCGGGCCGUACGAGUCCCGCGUGCUGCCGCUGUUCGGCGGGGAGCUGCCGCAUCCCGGGGUGCCGGUGACCACCGUCGUCGGGGUCGGGGUGGGGACGCCGGAAAGGAUAGUGUUCCCCGGGGAUGAUUUCGACGCGACGCCGUCCGUGGUCGCCGGGGACGGCGACGGGGUGGUGAACCUGGUGAGCGCCGUGGCGGUGGAGACGUCGUGGAGCCACCGUGGUGUGGAUUUUAGUAUGGUCAAGGUGUCCAACAUGUCCCAUAAUGCCCUUCUGGUGGAUGAUCGAGCGCUCGAGAUCAUCAUCCGAGAGAUUCAACGGGCUGAUUAGUUAUGGUCUCAUUCACCUGGACAGCCGUUGGAUCAAAAGCAUGCUGAGAUUCGUGUUCUAGUGUCGUUGUCCACUCUUGUUUGUCCCAUGGUUGACCGUGCAGCCCUCUCGUUAAUCGUUUUUUUUUUCUUUUUCUAUUGCCAGGCCGAGCUUCAUUGUGAGUUUGGUUUGGCGAGGCUGAUGUUUUUUUUAAACAUUGUGACGGCUCAAUAAAAGGACGUCGAUAACACCCACACAUGUGAGCGUUAAGGGAUCUGGCCACACGUUUUGUAUGGUGUUUAAGAGGACCAACCCACACGCCGAUGUGUGGGCAAAACAACUAGCGUCCAUACGUCUCUUUUUUCCCUCACGGUCCCUCUCACACGCCUACGUGUGGGCAAAAUGGAUAACGCCCACACGACCUCUCUCAGCCACCUACCUUACGGUCCCGCACGCCCCGCGUGAUAGUCAUCACGCGUCCUCGCAGUUGCCAAGGUCCGGACCCUCUUCAAUUUUCGUUUAACUGCAGUUGUCAUGUCGCUGAACUACAGUUGACAUGUCGGACAACUACAGUUGCCAUGGUUGCUCAACUGCAGUUGCCAUCUCAGGUCAAGUGUCAGAUGCCAUUUUGGACAACUGCAGCUGUUGCCAUGUAUGGUCUGGUUUACUAUAGUUGCCAUGAUUUGAAAACUUUAGGGAUUGCCACCUACUAACACUAGGCAGUUGCCAUGUAUGGUCUGGUUUACUACAGUUGCCAUGAUUUGAAAACCUUAGGAGUUGCCACCAACUAACAUCAGGCAGUUGCCAUGUAGCGCUACAAAGAGACAUGGCAAAAUAACAUAUUUCGGGUAAAGAGAGAGUUGCCAUCUGCUUACAAGCACACUAGGAAAGUUGCCGUGUACCCUGCAAAACACAUGACAACUGACAUGUUCGGGUAAAAAAAGAGAGUUGCCAUCUGCUUACAAGCACACUAGGGUAGUUGCCAUGUAUACUGCAAAACACAUGGCAACUGACAGCUUUGGGUGUGAGAGAGGAGACGGGUGUGUGGGCGAGAUGGCAAAUGCCCACACACCAGCCCUUGUGCGUGAGUGAAAACAGACCUAUGGGCG
Messenger RNA from Aegilops tauschii subsp. strangulata, 2531 nucleotides. Its product is annotated as lecithin-cholesterol acyltransferase-like 1. Gene Ontology annotation, biological process: lipid metabolic process. The record is from RefSeq and is a predicted model, not a curated record. NCBI's taxonomy places the organism in Eukaryota, Viridiplantae, Streptophyta, Magnoliopsida, Poales, Poaceae.